Molecule: messenger RNA, 1489 nt
Organism: Schizosaccharomyces japonicus yFS275
Lineage: Eukaryota; Fungi; Ascomycota; Schizosaccharomycetes; Schizosaccharomycetales; Schizosaccharomycetaceae
Exons: 1
Coding region: 255-971 (238 amino acids)
Biological process (GO): methylglyoxal catabolic process
Cellular component (GO): cytoplasm
Molecular function (GO): glyoxalase III activity
Source: RefSeq, a predicted model, not a curated record
UUUUCAUUGGCCAACGAAGUCGCAGCGUCGCGUACUUUGAAGUGAUGUAAAGGUGGCAUUCAGCAGUUGCAGGAAGGAUUGUAAUAGUCAGCUACUACGUUGGGUACGUUUUUAUUGUGAAACAAAAUACAGGAUAAUCGUUUUGUGAUGUAAAUGAGCAGCAAAAUGGUAUUUAAGCCUGCAAUUGGUUGCAAUCUACAACUUACAGUGUUAGUGUACUAUAGCCUCCCUCUGCCCCUUCCAUCCCUAAGACUAUGCACGGAAAAAAGGUUUUGCUUGUCGCCAGUAGCGUCUACGUCCCCUUCUACCCUGAUGGGAAGAAGACUGGCGUCCAUUUCUCGGAACUGCUGGAGCCAUACAAGGUGUUCCGGGAAAAUGGAUUCGCCGUUGACUUUACAUCGCCCAAUGGCAGUUGUCAGUUCGAUGAAUCCUCAGUGGACGAGUCGUCGCUCCCUGAGAAUGAAAAGAAAAUUCUUCACGAUAAGCAGGACGAGUUUUGGAAGGACUUGAAACGCAUGAUUCCUGCGGCGAAUGUUGAUCCUGCGGACUACUGCUUGAUGUUUGUGGCCGGUGGUCAUGCAGCCAUGUUUGAUCUGCCAACCGCUGUCGACCUGCAUGCUGUUGCCGCUCAAAUUUACAAGAAUGGUGGUGUCAUUGCUGCGGUGUGUCACGGACCAGUGAUGCUUCCAUUCGUACAGGACUUGAAGAGCAAGGGCGAAGUCUCAAUCGUCAAAGGCAAACACGUCACCGCCUUCAGUAAGCAGGGAGAACAGGCCAUGGGUGUUAUGAACCAGAUGAAGCAGCACCACUUCCGCACGCUGAACGAGGUCUUCAACAGCGCCGGCGCAAACUUUAUCGACCCUCCCGAUCCUAUGGGCGAAUUUGUCCAAAGCGACUGUCGCGUUGUUACGGGUGUGAAUCCUGCCAGCGCCAUUGCGACAGCCAAAACCGCUGUCCAAGCACUCUCAUAGGCCAUCAUUCUGCUGACUCUGUUCCACGUGUAAAAACACGCGGCAGCACGUGGGGGAGAAGUACUGGAAACAGCCCCCGCAACUCACCGGCCCUGCGUAAUUUUUUAAACUGGCUAACUGAGCUUACUGACUGUCGAUCACAUAGUGAUCUGCGGUUAUUUAAGUUUGGGGUCGACGUCGAUCAUGGACUCGGAUUUUCCGCUCCACUGGCGUUCAUGGGCCGAUGAUUUGCGCCGGUACUUUUUCGUUCCAUAGAGCCGCAGAACGUGAUGAUGAAUGAAUGAAAUGAAAGACGAUAGAACGAUAAAAAUUUGCGUUAUCCUGUUUUUUUUUCAUAAAGAACUGGUGUAGCCUGGGAAUCAUUUCCUGUCGCGUCCUACGUCACGCACAAUUUAAACUGACUCGGAACGCCAAAACGUUCGUGUCCUCUCCAAUCCACACAAACGCACACGAAACAACCCUAAAACAAAAAUAUCCAGUAUUAUUGAGGCACUUUUCCGGAUAUUCUUGCUGUAACG